Molecule: messenger RNA, 735 nt
Organism: Girardinichthys multiradiatus
Lineage: Eukaryota; Metazoa; Chordata; Actinopteri; Cyprinodontiformes; Goodeidae
Gene: c11h17orf97
Product: chromosome 11 C17orf97 homolog
Exons: 3
Coding region: 1-630 (209 amino acids)
Biological process (GO): protein arginylation
Source: RefSeq, a predicted model, not a curated record
AUGUUGACGUUAACAUUUGUCACCAACGUAGCGCUCUUCUCUGAGAGGGGUGUGUCCUGUUGCCAUGGAGAAGCGUUAGUUCCGGAACAAACAGGAAAGACGCAUUUGAAAAACACCAUCAUGCCAGGGGAUAGGAGCUGUAGUACGCUGCUGCUGCCACACAGGAGCUCUGACCUCAGGAAGAAGAAAAAGGAGAGAAAUAAAGCUUUUGCCACCGACCCAGAACUAAAAGAGAGACCUGUGAUUGUAUCUCCAACACCCCAGCCGUCCCCUCAAGAUCCAGGUCAGACUGAGCUUCCCGAGCUCAGAGCUAUCAGUAAAAAAAACAGUAAUCAUUACUCCCAUGGUGCCAGUAAGACAAAAGAACGAAGAAAGGAUUCAAGGAGCCUCUUUGCAGCGGCUCCUACAGCCAGUGACAACAAAGUUCCUGCUUAUGAAUCAGAGCUCGGCGUACAAGCCAGGGAGAGCCUGAGGUGGGAAGGAGUGCUGCAGGACCCACAGGAGGAGGCAAAGAGGCUGGAGCGGUACAGAGCCAACAGGCGACAGCGUUACGUCACACACAGAGAGGCUGCGUUGAAGGAAGCACAGCAGAUCUUGAGAGAAGCAGAACUGAAGACUUCAGCUGACUGAAUAACAUGAGACUGUGUCGAUUCUGCAGCUGAGUAGCAAAUAAGGAUUUGCAAAGUUAAUAAUUUUAGGAUUCACUGGUUCACAAAUAACACUGAUUUACUCACA